ACAAGCCCCCAAACCUCCUCUCCGCUGGACUCCAAGACAAAUGUUUGUGGUGCACUCUCUACCUCUGUCAUUGGUUGCAGUCCUUGGUCACCUGAUAGAUUCUAACCAACGAGGAGCAGCUCAAUGAGUACUUCCGCUUUCGCGCAGUUGAACGGAUCAUUGUGCCCGCCUCCUACAGGCUCUGAUUGGUCACCCUCUUUCAACUCCCUAGCUGAUUGGCCUGCACCGCGCGGCCGCAGCAGAGGAGGGAUCCGAGGGCAGUGUCAGCCAGGCCGCCAUGGCCUCCUAUUUUGAUGAGCACGACUGUGAGCCAUUGGACACAGAACCGCAGGCCCGAGCCAACAUGCUGCUAGAACUCGCAAGGUCGCUUUUCAAUAGGAUGGACUUUGAAGACUUGGGGUUAGUAGUAGAUUGGGACCACCACCUGCCACCACCUGCUGCCAAGGAUGUGGUCGAGAACCUCCCCAGGACAAUCAUCAGAGGCGCCCGGGCUGAGCUCAAGUGCCCCGUGUGUCUUUUGGAAUUUGAGGAGGAGGAGACAGCCAUUGAGAUGCCAUGCCACCACCUCUUUCACUCCAACUGCAUUCUGCCCUGGCUGAACAAGGUACCACUGCCCCCAGCCCAUAUCUCGGCCCUGCAGUUAAUAGUUCAUCUUGAAAUCCCAAGAGCUUUCUACCUUUUAAGGCUCCUCUUUACACCCCCUCUGAGAUGGGGAAGGAAGUGUGGAUGAGAUGAUCAGACCAGGCCAGUCUUUUAGGGCAAUUUGGUUGGCACCCACCAUCCUCUGAGGGAGAAAGACUGGGUUUUCUACUCCAGUUAACAGUUAGUCUUGGAAACUCACAGGGGUAGUUCGACCCUGACCCGUGGGGUUGCUGUGAGUGGCAGUGGGCCAUCACAAAGACCAGGGGCACCCAGGGCACUCCUCUGGUAAGGGGCUUCCUCCUACCCUUUGGCUCCUCCUGGAUCAGGCCUCCCUGGCUCUCCAGAACAGACUACAAACAUGCAAAUUAGAAUUCUUUUAAUAGAUAUAAAAAAAAAGUACUAAAAUA
Echinops telfairi (small Madagascar hedgehog) is the source of this 1049-nucleotide messenger RNA. RefSeq names its product ring finger protein 181 (gene RNF181). Gene Ontology annotation, cellular component: cytoplasm. The transcript is spliced from 4 exons. Lineage: Eukaryota; Metazoa; Chordata; Mammalia; Afrosoricida; Tenrecidae. Gene Ontology annotation, biological process: protein ubiquitination. Gene Ontology annotation, molecular function: ubiquitin protein ligase activity. Bases 278 to 730 code for a protein of 150 amino acids. The record is from RefSeq and is a predicted model, not a curated record.